Messenger RNA from Condylura cristata (star-nosed mole), 2052 nucleotides. RefSeq names its product protein phosphatase, Mg2+/Mn2+ dependent, 1K (gene PPM1K). Gene Ontology annotation, biological process: protein dephosphorylation. NCBI's taxonomy places the organism in Eukaryota, Metazoa, Chordata, Mammalia, Eulipotyphla, Talpidae. Gene Ontology annotation, molecular function: cation binding; protein serine/threonine phosphatase activity. The transcript has 7 exons. The record is from RefSeq and is a predicted model, not a curated record. Bases 230 to 1348 code for a protein of 372 amino acids.
CUCGAUUAUUUUCAGCAGACGAGCCAGCGUCUGUUCUACUUGCUCCAGAUAUCUGAAACAUCAGUGAAGGCAACCUUAUUUACCGACCUAGAAAGCCCCUCCCCAAACCUCCGUUGGCUAAUUUAAACUUUUCCAGAAACGUAACCAUCAGGAGUUGCAUCAUUUUUGUUGAAGACAUCCAUUAUUCCAUUGACCAUUCCCUCAUUACUGAGUCCUUUGGAGUUGAGUUAUGUCAACAGCUGCCUUAAUUACUUUGGUUAGAAGUGGUGGGAACCAGGUGAGGAGGAGAGUGUUGCUUAACUCCCGCCUGCUACAGGAAGACAGGCGGGUGAUCCCCAUCUGCCACAUCUCCACUUCAGAGCCCAGAUGUUCUCGGUUUGACCCAGAUGGUAGUGGGCGUCCAGCUACCUGGGAUAAUUUUGGGAUCUGGGACAACCGCAUCGAUGAGCCAAUUCUACUGCCUCCCAGUAUCAAAUAUGGCAAGCCAAUUCCCAAAAUCAGCUUGGAAAACGUGGGUUGUGCCUCACAGAUUGGCAAACGGAAAGAGAAUGAAGACCGGUUUGACUUUUCUCAGCUAACAGAUGAGGUCCUGUACUUUGCAGUGUAUGAUGGACAUGGCGGACCUGCAGCUGCUGAUUUCUGUCAUACCCACAUGGAGAAAUGCAUCAUGGACUUGCUUCCUAAAGAGAAGAACUUGGAAACUGUAUUGACCUUGGCUUUUCUAGAAAUAGAUAAAGCCUUUUCCAGGCAGGCCAACCUGUCUGCUGAUGCUACUCUUCUGACCUCUGGGACUACUGCAACAGUAGCUCUGUUGCGAGAUAGUAUUGAACUGGUUGUUGCCAGUGUUGGGGACAGCCGGGCCAUUUUGUGCCGGAAAGGAAAAGCCAUGAAACUGACCAUUGACCAUACUCCAGAAAGAAAAGAUGAAAAAGAAAGGAUAAAGAAAUGUGGUGGUUUUGUAGCUUGGAAUAGUUUGGGACAGCCUCAUGUAAAUGGCAGACUUGCAAUGACAAGAAGUCUUGGAGAUCUGGAUCUUAAAACCAGUGGUGUGAUUGCAGAACCUGAAACAAAGAGGAUUAAGCUACAUCAUGCUGAUGACAGCUUCCUGGUCCUCACUACAGAUGGAAUUAACUUCAUGGUGAAUAGUCAAGAGAUUUGUGACUUUGUGAAUCAAUGUCACGAUCCCAAUGAAGCAGCCCAUGCAGUGACCGAACAGGCAAUACAGUAUGGUACUGAAGAUAACAGUACUGCCGUAGUAGUGCCUUUUGGUGCUUGGGGAAAAUACAAGAACUCUGAAAUCAACUUCUCAUUCAGCAGAAGCUUUGCCUCCAGUGGACGAUGGGCUUGACCACUUGAGGAAACUUUGAAUUUCUGUACAAGUUUUCCAUAGCAAGAAACGGAUUAUGUCGUACCAGUCAACUGUGCCAGAGUGACCUAGUAACUUAAUAGAUUAGUGCACGAAUUGGUGUAUGUAAACUUAGCCAUUUUCAAGUUGUUUCUCACCUGUCAUAUUUUAUCUUCAACUGUACAUAUAAAUAUAUGUAUAAUUCAGUUAUUGUGAGUCUCUUAGAUGAGCAAAUGAAAAGUGGUUUGAUACACUUGCUGAGUGUUUCUCAUUUUUAAAACUCUUAGGCAGCUAUGGGUUUCUUUCAGUCAUUUUUGUUCUCUAUUAGUUUGAAAAGAUUUUUGUCUUCAAGUUCUCCAGAACUAGUCAGUAUUUUGACAGUGACACUAUGUAUCUGCAACUGUUCAUUUUAAAUAACUGUACCAAGGAGUAAGUGUGAAAUCCAGUUCUUUUAUCAUGCUUUGCAUUCUUUAUUACUUACUUGUAAAUGUUACAACAGAAAAGAAGUUCAUUGACAUAACAUGACACUACUAAAUUGUAAACAUAUUUAUAAACAGUGCACUGUGUAUUUUGACUGUGUCACUAGGCUCAUUCUUCCUACCCCUCUGUAUUCCCAUUUUCUGUAGCUAAGAGACUGUAGAUGUGACUGUUCCUUCAUAUUAAAAAAAAAAAAAAGCACAGCCUAAGAGUCCUUUAAGUCAGUUAAA